AUUUGUUCAUUGAUUCAUUCACAUUUGUUGCAUUUUUUCAUUCCUGUUAAGAGAGCAAAGAACGCGGAGUAUAGAGGAGAGAGAAAAGAAAACCCAUUUAUUCUAUUGCUUUCUGGUGGGGAGAAAUGGGAGGAGAGAGUGAGAAAACGAGUCUCGAAAAUCUCAGAUCAUGGGUUGUUCAACACAAGUUACGCACAGUUGGUGCUUUAUGGCUAAGUGGACUGGCUGGUUCAUUUGCCUACAACUGGUCUCAACCCAACAUGAAAACCAGCGUUAAGAUCAUUCAUGCCAGGUUGCAUGCCCAGGCUUUAACCUUGGCUGCUUUGGCUGGAGCUGCAGUCGUUGAGUAUUACGACCACAAAUCAGGAUCGAAGGCAGAUAGAUACGCAAGCCAGUUUCUUCCAAUUGAUGCUCAUCCUCAUAAAGACUGAGCAUUACUACACUGUAGUAUCUGCUUUUUGUUCUAUGGAUUUUGUUUGAAUUCUGACUGUUGCCUCAUUUUUCUCCCAUUAUGAUUUUUUUAUACUUGAAAAGGUUUACAUGGGAAAAAAAUUUUUUGUUCUUUUUAUUUUUUUCCUUUAUAUUAGGCUCUUUAGCCACCCUGAUAUGAACUGAUAAAUUUGUAGUACAACCUUGAUAUUAAUAAAUUGAAAAAGAUGCUGCUAAAAUCAGGGAACUA
This is a messenger RNA of Amborella trichopoda, 679 nucleotides long. RefSeq lists its product as uncharacterized. Gene Ontology annotation, biological process: mitochondrial respiratory chain complex IV assembly. Lineage: Eukaryota; Viridiplantae; Streptophyta; Magnoliopsida; Amborellales; Amborellaceae. The record is from RefSeq and is a predicted model, not a curated record. Gene Ontology annotation, cellular component: respiratory chain complex.